AAAAAAAAAAAAAAAAAAGAAAGAAAGAAAGAAAAAGAAAAAAGUCUAAGCUUAGGCUAAGCUUUCAUAAUUAAUAAGUCUACAUGUUGUUGUAAGCUGGCGAGCCAAAGAAAAGUCCGACUGUAAAUGGUACCCAAUGUCUGGCCACAUAUAUCCACAUAAGGCCUGAGAAAGCUUAAAAAAAUUUUUUUUGAACACAGAGUAUGCAGCUUCCUGGCAACCACAGGUAGGAUAGGCAUACAGAGGCACAGCUCUUUUAUGAGGCUCUGCUGUGCAGCUGAGCACCUGAGCAGCAUACUGGGUACAAACACCUGCCACAGGCAGACACAACAAAUUCCCAGAGCUAGAGCGGGUAAAUGCAGCUCCAGGACUGUACCCACCGGCAUGAGGUGAGGCUCUCAGGGAACAGAAGGGGGUGGAACCAGCCUUCAGAGCCACAGGGCAGUAGCCUAGCAGUUUAAAGUUUGGCUCACAAGGAAUACUACAGAUGAGCAAAAAGCCAAGUGCAGACACAAAAAAACCUCUAAAAAUAUACAAAUGCUUUAAAAUGUGCUUAGAUGCAAAAGAAAGAAAAGGGUAUAGGCAGUCAUAAAAAAUAAUUUAAAAAUAAAGUCUUUAAAGAGAGAUUAAAGUAAUAUUUUAAAAAAGCCACAUAAGGAUGGGAAAUACACAUGGCAUCUGGAUCCUAUAUGGUGCCUUGUUGAUUCUGCAUUUUUUAAAUGCUAAUAAACAAAAACAAUAGCUGCUGAGAGACACUGGAUUAUGAAAAAUGCUAAGUUAAACCAACCUAUGUAUUUUAAGAAUGCCUUAACUUCAGAAUGGAAGUCACAAAAUAUGUUGCAUUGAGGGAGAGGUUUUUGGGAAACAAAAAGAAAUGGAUUACUUUAAAAUUAAUAGAGACAAGAUUUGAUUGAAGGAGACCUCCUGAGGAUCUUGGCUGCAGACAUGAAAGAAAAACCAAAAAAGACUAGAAGACAAGUGCAUAAGCUGAUCCCUCAACAUGGGAACAUCCCUGAGACUGGAUGAGACAUGAUAAAUCUUGUUGGCUACACAGUCCUCAUGACUUAUUAUUACAUGCCAUUCUUUCAUAUGGCCCACAUAUGUACACCCCACAUUCCCUGUUUGGUUAAUGCAGAUAUAUAUGUUAUCUCUAAAAUGUUGUGUGUUUUCAGAAAAUAGGACCCAAAACCAAUGAAAACAAGUAGCCCAGGUGAUCCAGCCUCUCAAAAUGCCUCUAUUGCAGUUUCCUCAAAAAUCUGUAUCCAGAACAACUUCAAAGCUGCAAGCCGAGAUGGUCCAGCCUGAUGCACUACUCCAGCCAGGACUUCAGACAAGCUCUGCACUUUCCCAUCACACAGACACUAAAUAAAAACAAUAGAGCUAGCUCUCCCAGAAUCUUACCAUUGUCCCGGUUUUCCCAGGGUCCCCUAGAGAUGCUGUCACUCACAGACAACAGGAAGCAGUCUAGAGAACAUGAUGCCCACAUUCCCAACAGGUGGUGUUUUUGGUCAUUCAAUGGAUUAUGGAUGUUUAUCAUCAUUUGGGAAGGGGGUUGGUUGCAAGUUGUUGUUGGUCAUGGUCAGGGAGAAAACUGAAUGAAGGAGAUUAGAAUCAGGGAUCUCUUUCUGAAGGGAAAAAGGGGGGAUAUAGUAAAGAAAUGAUAUGGAAAAGGGUAGAAUAUUGAAUCUACUUUUAAAGUUAAAAAGUAAUUAUUAGUCUCAAAUAUUUUACAUUGGUAUAGAUUUUUAUAUAUUGAUACAAAUUUAAGGUUAUUAUUGUUAGAACACACUCUCUAUAUUUCUACUCUUAAAGUAUUUUUAUAUAUUGAUACAAAUUUAAGUUUCUUUUUGUUAUACUAUAUAUAUGUUUCUACUCUUUUUUAAGGUAUUACAGCUCAUUUAAAAAAGUAAUGUAUAAUUAAGAAAUACAGGUUAGCCUUUCUGGUGUUUAGAACAUACUCUAUAUAUGUUCCUACUCUUAAGGUAUUUUUAUAUAUUGAUACAAAUUUAAGUUUCUUUUUGUUAUACUCCCUUUGAGAACAUGCCUCUUGCAAAGGAUCUCCUUCAUCCCUCUCCUGUUGGAGCCAACUAGGUUUCCUAGUGGCUGUACCCAGCAGGACUGCAUUGGGGGUUGAUUGGACCACGGGCCUGGGUACCAGGUGUUUGUAAGGGUCUAACUAGCCAAGGGGGAGGUCUUUUGCUCCACCCCUUGGCAUUGUUAUAAAUAGACCUUUGGAAUAAAGUUCUGGGCCGGUGGAUAAGGAUCCAGGCCCACUCGAGUCUAUCCUGUGUUUUCUCUCUGUUUCUCUCCAUUCUCUAUUUCUAACUAAGUCUCUUAUCCCUCAAUCCUCAAGAGUUCCUGGGGUAAAUAAGUGUGGGGGCUGGUCUCCCAUACUCUCCAGAAGAGGAAAAGAGGAAACAUAAGAAAAAGCAUCUGGUACAGAGCCCCAAUUCCUACUUCAUGGAUGUGAAAUGCCCAGGAUGCUAUAAAAUCACCACAGUCUUUAGCCAUGCACAAUUGGUAGUCUUGUGUGUUGGCUGCUCCACUGUCCUCCAUCAGCCUACAGGUUUUGGAAAAGCAUGGCUGACAGAAGGAUGCUCCUUCAGGAGGAAGCAUCACUGAAAACACCUGAUUCAAGAUGAGUGGGAACCAUCCCAAUAAACACAUUUUGGAUAUAUUAAAAAAAAAUACAGGUUAGUAGUCAUCUAUAAUAAAUCAAACUUGUAGUCAUGUUAGGUUUUUUUGUUUGUUUUGUUUUGUUUUUUAUGAGACCAAGUUUUUCUGUGCAGCUUUGCGACUUUCCUAGAACUCGCUUUGUAGACCUGGCUGGCCUCGAACUCACAGAGAUCCACCUGCCUCUGCCUCCUGAGUGCUGGGAAUAAAGGCUUGCACCACCACCGCCCAGCAGGUAUGUUUUUAAGGUCAAACAAAUAUAUUUUAAAUAGAUGGUCUUUAAACACUUCAGAGGACUACAGAAUAUGGCAUUUAAAAUGUUAUAAGAUUUAUUAAUUUAUAUUUUUAUUAGUAUAUAUUAAAUUUAAAAUGUUAUAAUAACAUAAGGCUUUUCAUGACAGUAAGAUACGUCUGCUCCUGACAGCACCAAUUUACUUCAAAAAAGGAUGAUGCGCAUCAAAGAACCUCCAUUUGGAGUUUGCUCUCAAUGUGGCAAAGCUAGCCGUUUGGGCAAGAAACUGCCCUUGCCUUGACUGCUAACAGCUGCUGUCUAAAUUGGACAAGAGAACACAAAAGAAAUUGACUGCUGAACUUUGCCAAGACAAGGUAGGACAGUCCUUCAACAUUCCUUCUUGACUGUGAAGUCUCUCAGAUAUUCUAGGCCUGUAGGCUUCCAAAGAUGGAUGCCCCAACACUGCAGAAGAACCUUGGAUGACUGUCCUGACAGCCAGAUGUUUCUGGCAUUUCUAUAGUUUUGGAAGUUGCUUGCUCUGUACUUCCUGCUUACUCAGGUAAUAUUAUAUCCUUCUCCGGUCUUUGAUAGGGUUGAAGACUAGAUAGUUAUAGUUACAGUUUUCCUUGUUACCAAAUUCAGAAAAGAAACUCACAAAAGAGGUGUAAAGUGUAUAGAGUUAAAAGACAUAAAAACAUAAGUUGUUUAUCUAAGAAAAUGUUUUGAAGUCUACAAAGAUAUUUUUAGGAUGCUAAUAUAAGUUAUGAUAACAAUGGUUUAGGUAUAAAACUUUAGAUUCAUCAAGAUAGAAUAGAUAUUAGAGUAUUUUCUCCCAAUAUGUGAAAUACAAAUGGACUGGACAUUGUAAAUGUAAUUCUUACCUGAUAAUUGUUCCUUUUUGUUUGUUUGUUUUUCGAGACAGGGUUUCUCGGUGUAGCUUUGCACCUUUCCUGGAACUCACUCUAUAGCCCAGGCUGGCCUCGAACUCACAGAGAUCCGCCUGCCUCUGCCUCCCGAGUGCUGGGAUUAAAGGUGUGCACCACCACCACCCGGCUGAUAAUUGUUCUUAUUGUAUAUAGUUUUACUAUGUUUGAGUUAAAACCUCUCCUUUUAAUUUAGGCGAAAAGGGGGAAAUGUUGUGGAAUAUUUGUUUACACUGUGAAGAUGGGUCUUUGUCAAGGUACCUUUUGAUUGGUUUAAUAAAGAGCUAAAUGGCCAAUACCUAGGCAGGAAGAGACUCAAAGGACCUGUUAAUUGAACAGGAAGGCAGCUGGAAAGGACUGAUUAGGAAGGAGACGUUUCAAUUACUCUUUAAAAUAAAUAGGUCUUCCCCAAGCAGCAGGCAUUUCAAAUGAAGAGAGACAAAGAAAUGAAGUACAGCUAGAGCUCAGGGCAAGGGCAACAUUCAAACUGACUGAAAUACAAAGUAGGAGAUAAGAUUGGUAUUAAUCUACAGAACGUUAAGAACUAAAUAUUCCAUGUUAGACUGUUACAUAAAUAAAUUUCCAUAAAAUUGAGUUGAGUGUGGUGACAAACUUAAUUCCAACUACUCAAGAGGCAGAGGCAGGAGAUCAGGAACUCCAAGCCUAGCCUGGUCUGUACAGUGAGAUACUGUCUGCAGAAGAGCCACCUACAAAGGAACACUAAGAUUACCAGGUGUUCUCACAGAACCCAGGAACUGGAGCACCUGGGCUUGCUGCUGCUUCCCUGGACUGAGACCGGGCCUACAAUAAAUGAAUGUGGGCAUUUACGUCAUUAGGAUACAUUCUUCUCAUUUGUAGUCUUGCCUCCAUCUUCUACUUGCAAAGCUGGGAAAUGUGCCUUUUGACCUCUUCUAAGCUUUUUAUAUUUCAGGUUUAGCCACCAAGAAGAGAGCACAGCUCUCUUUAUCCCUAGUUUAGAAUUCCUGGGAGGCACUCACUGGUGGCUGGGGCUUGUUUAGGUGCCUGAGCCAAACAAAUCAAUUAUUGUCGGGGUCAUGAUCAUGCCCAGGCACAGCUGCUCCAUCACGAGUUCUGAGGAUGGAGUCAGAAGAAGCCUGAGUUCUUGAAAGGGGUGGAAAGCUGGGCAGAAGAGUCCCUAGAUGCUCUGUCUCCUCCUUUCUACCCUUUCUACUCUGUCCACCAGCUGCUGCCCUGCAGCCAAGGUCCUUCCGCCUUUUCCAGCCUCUUCUAUAUCAUUUCUAAGUUCCUCACCCCUGUUAGUCUACUUGCUAUCUUUCCUUCUGACCUGGUGGCAGUGUGGUUUUCACUUUUUGGUUUUGAGAAAGGCCUUGCUAUCAAGCUGGCCUCAAAAUUAACUGUGAUUCUCUUCCCACAGCCUCCUAAGUACUAAAAAAACAACUAAAAAAGUUUGGCAUAAUUGAACAUAUUGUCAAAUAUGUUCACUUUUAUAUUAUAUUAUGUCUUUCAUCUAAGGAAAGAGAAGUUAGCAUUCUCUCCCUCUACCAGGUAUGGUGUCUCACUCUUGUAAUUCAAGGAAUCAGAAGUCUAAGGCCAGCCUGGGCUACAGAGUGAGACCCUAUCUAAAACAAACAACAACAGUCAAAACUUUUUCUCAUUCCAUGGUCAUAUGCGAGAUAGCUGUGUGCUACAAGAUAACAGAGGAAGAGGCCUAAGAUACACAAACUCUAAAAUAUCAAAAACAGAUGUCUCUCUAGUAAAAUCAAGAAUUUAGUGUAGCUAGAGUUUUCCUGCCUGGCCCACAGUCAGGACAAAUCUCUAUCACCCGCCAGUCCCACAGCCGCUCAGACCCAACCAAGUAAACACAGAGACUUAUAUUGCUUACAAACUGUAUGGCCAUACCAGGCUUCUUUGCUAACUGUUCUUACAGCUUAAAUUAAUCCAUUUCCAUUAAUCUAUACCUUGCCACGUGGCUCGUGGCUUACCAGCAUCUUCACAUACUGUUUGUCAUCGUGGCAGCUGGCAGUGUCUCUCUGACUCAGCCUUCCACUUCCCAGCUUUAUUCUCCUCCUUGUCCCACCUAUACUUCCUGCCUGGCCACUGGCCAAUCAGUGAUUUAUUUAUUGACCAAUCAGCAACACACUUGACAUACAGACCAUCCCACAGCAAUUUAGUUUUGGGGACUGUGGUAGUUUGAAUGUAAUUGGUUCCCACAAGCUCAUAGGGAAUGACACUAUUAGGAGGUAUGGCUUUGUUGCAAUAGGUAUGGCCUUGUUGGAGGAAGUGUGUCACUGUGGGGGUGGGCUUUGAGGUCUCAUCUAUGCUCAAGCCACGCCCAGUGUCCCAGACCACUUUCUGUUGCUUGUAAGAUGUAGGACUCUUAGCUACCUCUCCAGCACCAUGUCUGCCUGCACGCUGCCAUGCCCCACCAUGAUGAUAAUGGACAGAACCUCUGACACUGUAAGCUGCCACCUCAGUUAAAUGUUUUCCUCAUAACAGUUGCCAUGGUCUUGGUGUCUCUUCACAGCAAUAGAAACCCUAACUCAGACAGGUACAAAGUGGACAGAUCAGGAUUAAUAAGCUAGGUACCCCAUGAACCAGGGAAAAGGGUCUUGGCUUUUUCACAUAGUCCUUUAUGGAAACUGGUUCAUUUUUGCUUCAGUGGCAGCACAGGAAAAGAAUUACUAUACUUCUUUAUUAAUGCAUUAAUGUUAGUAGUCCUAGCUAGAAGGAUUUUAGCUAAUGGCGCUCAAGAAAUGUUGACAGGAUGUUUUCUCCAACAUCUUGGCUAUACCUCCUACAUCAAAAGAAUAUGUAUUAGUUGGGUGUGACGGUGCAUGCCUUUAUUCCCAGCACCUGGAGGCAGAGGCAGAUGGAUCUGUUUGAGGCUUAGCUUGGUCUACAUAGUGAGUUCUAGGCCAGCCAGGGCUACAUAGUGAGACUGGUGUCAAAAUAAGAGCAAAUAAAAAAAAAUCAACCAAUACACACACA
Messenger RNA from Peromyscus californicus insignis, 6798 nucleotides. Its product is annotated as 40S ribosomal protein S27-like. The transcript has a single exon. The record is from RefSeq and is a predicted model, not a curated record. Gene Ontology annotation, cellular component: ribosome; cytosolic small ribosomal subunit. NCBI's taxonomy places the organism in Eukaryota, Metazoa, Chordata, Mammalia, Rodentia, Cricetidae. Bases 2461 to 2622 code for a protein of 53 amino acids. Gene Ontology annotation, biological process: translation; ribosomal small subunit assembly. Gene Ontology annotation, molecular function: structural constituent of ribosome; RNA binding.